AUGCCACUUCACUGGGCUUGUCAAGUCUCGAAGGUUGAAGAUCCUCGUGAGGUUACUGCAGAAUUCAUGGAGGAGAAGGUGCAACGAGUUGUCACAGUUCUUGGUCUGUUGCUAGAAUGUAGCCCGGAAACGAUCAAUACGCAGGAUCAGUACGGAAAUACGCCUCUACGCUAUGCAGCCAAGAACUACAGCAAUUACGGACAAGAGCAUACAGCCGUCUUUCAGUACCUCUGUGACAGAGGUGCUGAUUCGUGUAUGCUCAACAAAAAUGGCGAGACAGCAUUGCACAGCUCAUGUUCUUGCGAUGGAGGACUACCGGUUGAUACAGCCGCGAUUGAAACUUUACUCGACCAUGGAGCAAAAUUUACAGAUACAGACAAUGACGGCGAUACGCCACUACACUUGGCGGUCAAGAACCUAGAGAAUAUUGAAGUCAUCACUUCUCUGCUCGAUCAUGGUGCAGACAUACGUGUAAAGAACUUGAAAGGAAACACGCCACUACACGAAGCCGCGAGCGGAAUGUUCUGGCCUGGAGUAGUCGAAGAAAAGUACAAAAGCAUGGGAGAUAUACUUCGGAGGCUUCAAGGCGAUGGAGGAUAUCUGAUGGAUGAGCUGAAUGAAGAGGGACAAUCCCCUCGACAGAUUCAAAAUGGAAGAAGGAAGGACUUCAGAGAGAAAGUGGAUGAUGUUGAAAAUGAAAGGAAGCGGUGGGGAUUUUGA
Messenger RNA from Fusarium proliferatum ET1, 720 nucleotides. RefSeq lists its product as uncharacterized. Gene Ontology annotation, biological process: protein localization to ciliary inversin compartment. The transcript has a single exon. NCBI's taxonomy places the organism in Eukaryota, Fungi, Ascomycota, Sordariomycetes, Hypocreales, Nectriaceae. Bases 1 to 720 code for a protein of 239 amino acids. The record is from RefSeq and is a predicted model, not a curated record. Gene Ontology annotation, cellular component: ciliary inversin compartment. Gene Ontology annotation, molecular function: protein binding.